Knipowitschia caucasica is the source of this 876-nucleotide messenger RNA. NCBI's taxonomy places the organism in Eukaryota, Metazoa, Chordata, Actinopteri, Gobiiformes, Gobiidae. The record is from the annotation of a GenBank genome assembly.
AUGACGAAACCCAGAGCUAAAGCUAAUGCUAACGGCGCUGAUGGAGGUAAUGCUAGUAACUCCGGUGGAGGCAAUGCUAAUGAUUCCGGGGAAAUUUCGGGGCAGUCCGCUAUAUUGCAAGCAAUUGACACUUUAAGGACCGAGAAGAUUGAGGAGAAAGCGGAGAUGCAGAAAGACGAGCUGGCCAAGCAAAUCAGCGGACUGAGGGAUGAGCUAAUGGCGUCCAUUGACCAGGCUAACAACAGAGUUGGCAUGCUAGAUGAGCGCACAGCUAGCCUGGAGGAGGCCGUGAAUAUGCAUUCCAAUAAGAUGGCUGAUCUGGAGCAACAAGUUGUUGGAUUGAAGAAAGAGUUGGAGGGCUUAUUGGCGAAAACGGAAGACCUAGAAGCGAGAUCCCGGAGAUGCAAUUUGCGCAUUUUCGGGGUUAAAGAAGGCCAGGAAACGGGAGCAAGAGUUAGUACUUAUGUGGCGGAACUUUUGCAAUACGUGUUCAAACUGGAUACUGAACCCGUCAUAGACCGGGCACACUGCACGCUACAGAAAACCCCGGACAAGGGCCACCCACCAAGGGCUUUUGUCGUAAAGUGCCACUACUACCAAGAGAAAGAUGCCAUCCUGAGGAAAGCUCUUGCGUCCCAAAGGCUGGUUUCUAAAGACGGGGAUACUGUCAGAGUGUUUCCGGAUUACACCCACAACGUAGCACGACAGAGAGCAGCAUUCAUCCAGGCAAAACAACUUCUGAGGCAGUGUGAAGGAGUGAAAUACGGACUUCUAUAUCCAGCGAAACUGAAGAUUACGACCGGAGAUGGAGAACAAAAGAUGUUUACAGACCCGAUGAAAGCUACAACGUUUGCAAGAGGACUGUUGGAUCGGUAG